AUGCCCGAGGGGGGGGGGGGGGGGCGGUUUCGCUCCGGCUCGGCUCGGCUCGGCGCGGCCAUGGGCCGGCAGCGGGUCCCGGGCGCGCAGGAGUGAGCUGUUGGUGACACCGGUGGGAGCAGCAGCUGCGAGCACGGGUUGGGACGUGGGGCUCCCUCUUGGCCACCACGAGCAGCUCCUUGGAGCCCCCGGCAGCGUGGCACCAGCCCUUCCCUCCCCGCAGCAAUGCCCAUCCUCAAGCAACUCGUCUCCAACUCUGCCCACUCCAAGAGGCGCUCGCGGGCUGACCUGACGGCCGAGAUGAUCAGCGCGCCCUUGGGGGAUUUCCGCCACACCAUGCACGUGGGCCGGGCAGGGGACGCCUUUGGGGACACCUCCUUCCUCACCAGCAAGGCUGGGGAGCCGGGGCCGGAGGUGGGCGAGGAGCUGGGCACCUCCAAACCCAGCCUGCUGUCCCGCCGCUUCCGCAGCAGCAAGCGCUCGCAGUCGGUGACGCGGGGGGACCGUCGGGACAUGCUGGGCUCCCUGAGGGACUCGGCGCUCUUCGUCAAGAACGCCGUCUCCCUGCCCCAGCUCAACGAGAAGGAGGUGGACAGGAGCACGGGGCAGCUGCCCAAGAGCCUCUCCUCCAGCCCUGUCAAGAAGCUGCCCGAGGAGGGGAGCCUGGAAGAGCAGCAGCAGCGCCCAAACGGGGCGGCCGCGGGGCCGCUGAGCCCCGGCUUGGAUGAGCGCGACUUCGGGGACAUCACGGAGCUGCCUGUCGUGGUGGCCAAGAGCGGGGCGGGCAUGAAGCACGCGGAGUCCAUCAUGUCCUUCCACAUCGACCUGGGGCCCUCCAUGCUCGGGGACGUCCUGAGCAUCAUGGAUAAGGAGCAGUGGGAGCAGGACGAAGACCCCGAGGCGGAGGAGAGCUGCGAGGAGGAGGCGGAUGCCGCCCUGCCCGGCUCCCCGGUGGCCGUGGCAGCCCUGCAGAUCCAGAGCCCCUCCCGUGGCACUGGUGGGCGCUCCCCCAGGGACAGCACUUUGGUGUCCAUCUCCAGCCCCGUCCCUGGGCCGCUGAGCCAGCGGGGGGGGGCCCCUGAAACGCCCUGACAAAGAGUUCUCCUUCGCCGACGAGGAUGACGACGAAAUCCGAGUAUAAAAGGCGAGCGGCCGAGCCAAGGGCUCUGGUUCUUGUUUGUGGUUUCUUGGACACGGAGACAAAUAUCCCGGUGCUACAAUGGGUGCACCAGGGGAGACUCAGCUCCUCCCUCUUCCCUCUCCCCACCCAGCAGUGGGUGCCCCACGGCAGGACAGAGCUCUGCUCCUGGGGCUCUCAGCACCCAGAGAGCUCCAGCACAACCCGGGAGGGGAAGCAGACUGGAUUUUGGUUCUUUCUGUUGAACUUUGGAUAUUAGCUCCCUUCCCCUUCACCCACGUAAAGCAAUAUAGGAUCCAACAAGUCGAGGCUUUGAAAGUUUAGCCCCUUUAGUAAUAUAUAUCUAUUUUUUUCCCCGCCGUAUGGUUUUUACUGCUCUCUGAUUUGUACUUAACUUUCUUUACUCUCGCUUUCGGUUUUAAUGGAGGGGAGAUUUCUCAUGAGGAAGGGCUUGACUCUGGAGCUCAGAGGGGGUCCCCAGGACUGUGGGCAGCUCCAACUCCCUGGCCUUUCUUGGGGACCUUCUGCAGACCAGGAGCCCCCAGCCCCAUGCUGCAGGCUCACUCCCCAUCCCUCGGAUGGAUGGACCCAUCCCAGCUCCCCUCCAAGCAGACCAGGGAUGCUGAUGGGAGGGUGGCUCUGAGGGACAGAGCCAGGGUGGCCCCAGUGUCCCCGGGUGGCUUCAGGGCCAUGCUCACACUGGCCUGGUGCAGGCAGGGGGUCUUGGGGGGGUUUUGUACCAUGUAUGUACCAAUGUGAAGAAUAAAAGGAAACGGUAGUGACA
Molecule: messenger RNA, 1922 nt
Organism: Calypte anna (Anna's hummingbird)
Lineage: Eukaryota; Metazoa; Chordata; Aves; Apodiformes; Trochilidae
Gene: CDC42EP4
Product: CDC42 effector protein 4
Exons: 2
Coding region: 226-1092 (288 amino acids)
Source: RefSeq, a predicted model, not a curated record